Molecule: messenger RNA, 973 nt
Organism: Trypanosoma cruzi
Lineage: Eukaryota; Euglenozoa; Kinetoplastea; Trypanosomatida; Trypanosomatidae
Exons: 1
Source: RefSeq, a predicted model, not a curated record
ACGACAGUUUUCAGGACACCACCUGCGUGACCCCCGGCAACCUGGUCAGCGUUCUCAGCGAUAUAUUUCGGGAUGUGUUUCCUUUUUGGAAGAAGAAACACUUUCUACGAUAAUUGGCGCCGUUGUGGUUGCAUCUGACAACGAAAACGACAAGAAGAUUUCUUUGGAAAAUUUUAUCCAGUGCUUUGCGGAGGGGCCGCGGAUCCUUUCGAUUGAUUCAUCCUCAUCGCCACUCUCCAAGAGUUUAUCGGGCGAUGAGCUUCUAACUGUUUCGCAUGUUCUGCAUGAGCUGGGCAAGGACGCCAAUAGUAAUGGGUGCGUGCAGGAGCCGGAGGUUUUGGAGGCCAUCAGAAACGCUUUUCGAUCUGAUUUGAAGCAGACGGAUCGUGUUCUUCAGUACGUGCGCGAUAAAAUAAAUCGACAUAACUCUAGCAGCUCUUUGAUAGUAGAAACCUCCGUAAAGGACGGUCCGUGUUACAAGGAUGGUUUUUUGAACUCUGAGUCAAGGGUUAUGCCAGAGUCAAGGGGGAACAAUGCGGUGAAAGAGGGCUCUGUGACAGUGCUCAAGGGAGAUGUGACACAUGAGAGCCCACCAACAGGUAUUGGAGUUCCAGCUCUUCUUGCAACCCGCAAGAAACCAAAGUCGCAGCAACGACGUCAUUUUGCUAUGAAUUCCACUGCGUCGGAUGCAAUAGUGAAGCAUCAUGCAUGCAGUUACUUGGGCUUCGCCUACGAUACCGCUGACAGGGCUAUCUUUGAUAAUGAAUUGCAGGCGGAGUUCAAAAAGUACGCUGGUGAAGGCCAAGAUUACAUUGACCGUGACAGGUUCAUCAAGGCUUAUAUUUCCAUGGAGCAUUAUGGUUUGAUUCCAACGGAAAAUGAAGCAAAUCGAGUUCUUUCCCGGUAUUGUACCGGGGACAAGGUGCACUAUAAUGAAUUUUGUAUCAUCAUGCUGCAGCGUGCUCGUAUGUAG